AUAGAGAUAUUUGUUAAAACAUUGACCAGUGACCAUGGGAGGUGACCGAUCAAGAACAUCAAGCAAGAGAAAAGGAUCUGACCACAGGGAUGACCGCCAGAAGGGAGCCUUAGCGAAGAAGAGAAAAUCGUCAGAUGAGGAUGAGAAUUACACCAGUGAUACUGUGUUUCGUCAGCUACUUGCCAAAUGUGGGCUGACACUGAAGAAAGGAGGAAAGUUCAACACAUUAAAUGUAGAUCAAGCUGUAUUCCAACGAAACUUACACUUGGCUUUGAAACGUCAUGACAAUUAUCCAGGGGUUGUUGACGAGUUUGCUGAGGGUUUCCAGGAGUUCAUUGAAGAUCAGUCCAGGUUCCAUUACAGUCUCCUUCCCACCAGCACUACAUCAGACUGUGACUCGGCACGGAGCGGGAGUCAGGACUGUGUUAUACGUCUCGUGUUGGGUGUGGAUAUGCUGCAGCCAAAACUGAUGAAUACUUUACUGGAGAAGUUGGCAGAGUUCAUGGAAGAUGAAGAAUCUAUAUUUGAUCACGGAGAAAAGGUGAAUCUCCCUCGACUGUUAAUGAGCCAGUUUCGAUGGCUGGACAGUAUCGUCAAUGGAAAGGUUGUGACGGAUAAGAUGCUUGAGAUGAUUGGAAUCGUCUCCCUUGAUAUACAACGUGAGAUAAUUACCUGUCUUCCCGAGGUUGUGGAAGACUCGGAGCAUGGAGAAGUGGCAAGAGCUCUCAGGGAGAUUUUACUUCAAAAUAACCAGUUGACUGUUCCAAUAUUGGAUGCCUUGUCCAAUCUUACACUGACCCAGGACCUGUUGUCUGAGGUGAGAGAAUCAGUGCUGCAGACAUUGGCUUCAGUCAGGAUGGAAGAUUUACCAGUAGUUAUCAAGUUCCUUCUUCAGUCGGUCAACAGUCAAGAUGCUGUCGAGGUUGUUGAAGAAAUUCGCAGUAAUCUAGAUUUCAACUCGAGUUUUGCUCCCACCAUCUCCUCUACGCCCUUCACACAAGGAGGCAACAGGGGGUCGAAAUCAGAGAUCGAGACUGCCCGUGGAUCAGAGCUGUUGACGCUGGAUGCCAUCAAGUCAGGGAUACGUUUCCAGAAAUGUGUGGCGGAGGCGUGGAUUAAGGUGAUAGAUGGAGUAAAACAACCUGGCGACCACAAAGUUAUCGACAUUUUCAUCCUCCUCAUUCUACACUCGACCAAUCGUAAGAAACCUGUUGUAAGUCUGUUCCGUAACAAGAUUCGAUCCGGUGGCUUCACUGAGGUGCUGGUACAGGCAGCGUUUGGAUCCCACUCACAGGUGAUGCGUGACUACUUCCCAUCCAUCCUGUCACUGGCUGAGGUUCUGCUGCGGUCCCCGGAACCGGCAGUCGUCUAUCUUGCUUGUGCCAUUUACAAGGGAGCAUUUACAUCAUUUGACUCCUUCUGUCAGCAGGAGAUUGUAGGGAAUUUGGUGACCCACAUCGGUAUUGGGUUUGAGGGCGAGAUUGACUCUUCCCUCGACAUCCUGGCCGAACUUGUCGACUCUCAUCUCUCCAAGAUGGCACCUUUUGCAAUAUUUGUCAAGGGUGUUCUAGAUUACUUGGACAAUCUCUCCGUGAUGCAGAUUCGAAAAUUAUACUCCAUGCUGAGUAUGUUGGCGUUCAGGAAUCCUCAAGAAGGGGGCCUCAUACAGGAUGAUCUUCAUAUUCUCAUCAGGAAGCAACUUUCAAGUAACAGUCCAAAGUACAAGAGGAUGGGAGUAAUUGGGGCUAUUAUGAUCAUCAAGAGCAUUGCCUACAAAAGUACACCCCAGGUCCAGACCCAGCUUGAAAGUAUCCCUCUGACUGACGAUCUCUACAAACAAGUUGUCAGUCUGCUUCAGUUGGUCAAGACAUCCAGUAGUCGCACACCUGAGGUUGCAUCUCUGUUCAUGGACGAACUGGCAGCGGUCAUUCGCCGCGGACACAUUGACUCUAAAGUGGAGGCGUGGAUCAGUGAGAAUGUGAUUACAGACUUCCAGGACGAUUACGUAGUGGACAUCGAGGAAAUACCUGAUAAAUCGAAGCAUGUUAUUCCGUUUGAGACGAAGUUCAGUCUUGAUGACGAUGUGGAGGGAUCCAUCGCCAUCAACAUUAUCCCGCUGAUCGAGUGGAGCAGUAAGGACAAGAAAAAACAACUGAAGAAAAAUGAAAACGGGAGAUCUCCCGACCCUGUCUGUCUGUCGCCUCACUUCCGUCUGCUCCAGAUCUGUGAAGAAAAACAACAAGGAGACCUUACUAACGUUGAUGCCCUUCUGGGAUGUCCACUAUUGCUGCCAACACCGGAAAUUUUUGAGAAAAUUUUGAGCCUCUCACGGAAGGAGAAAGAGAUUGUAUGUUCAUCUCUGUUUACCGGCCUCAACUGGUUCAGAGAAGUUGUGAAUGCCUUUGCCCCCCAGGAUGACCUUGAAAUGAAGGGCAAGGUCAUCACAAGAAUACAGAAUAUUACAGAACUACAGGGCUUACUGGAAAAAUGUUUGGCAGCCACACCAAAUUUUAAACCACCUCCUGCCAACUUUGACUGGUACGAGUGCCCUACUCCGGUCCUACAGCCCGUCGGUGGAGACAGUAAGGGCAGGAAAAAGGGCCGGAAAGGAGGCAAAAAGAAAAAGGCUGAUAAAGAGAAUUCGCCAGAUGAAGAGAGCGAUGAAAACAGCAAAGAUUCUACAGUUCUAGAUAAAACAACAGCUGAUACACAGGUGGACAAAGGGACGGAACCCUCAGACCAACCGGUGGUCAGCCUCAGCAGCUACAGACCAUUCUUCAG
Pecten maximus is the source of this 2781-nucleotide messenger RNA. RefSeq names its product Fanconi anemia group D2 protein-like. Gene Ontology annotation, biological process: homologous chromosome pairing at meiosis; mitotic intra-S DNA damage checkpoint signaling; double-strand break repair involved in meiotic recombination. NCBI's taxonomy places the organism in Eukaryota, Metazoa, Mollusca, Bivalvia, Pectinida, Pectinidae. The record is from RefSeq and is a predicted model, not a curated record. Gene Ontology annotation, cellular component: nucleus; condensed chromosome. Gene Ontology annotation, molecular function: DNA polymerase binding.